Messenger RNA from Cercopithifilaria johnstoni, 213 nucleotides. Lineage: Eukaryota; Metazoa; Nematoda; Chromadorea; Rhabditida; Onchocercidae. The record is from the annotation of a GenBank genome assembly.
AUGUUGUUGUUGUUUGUUAGUAGAAAUAUUAAUGAUGAUGAUGAUGAUGGUGAUGGUGAUGAUGAUGACGAUGAUGAUGAAGAUGAUGCGUUAUCUUUGCGCCGUUUCACACAAACAUCGUUCAAUUUCCGAUUGAACUCAGCUCUCCCUCCACCGGUACCUAUUGUAUCACCACCUAUUUCACGAAGGACUAGUCUCAGUACCAAUGGUUAG